Malaclemys terrapin pileata is the source of this 4630-nucleotide messenger RNA. It is a transcript of the gene CARMIL2, whose product is annotated as capping protein regulator and myosin 1 linker 2. Gene Ontology annotation, molecular function: protein binding. Lineage: Eukaryota; Metazoa; Chordata; Testudines; Emydidae. Gene Ontology annotation, biological process: regulation of Arp2/3 complex-mediated actin nucleation; cell migration. Gene Ontology annotation, cellular component: plasma membrane; lamellipodium. The record is from RefSeq and is a predicted model, not a curated record.
UGGCCAGUCUGCCAGGAGCUCCAGAGAUGGCUCUUUCCCCAGGAGGGAUCCCAUGCCACCUGCAAGACAGCAUCACCGCCUUGCUGGGGUCAAAGGAAAUCAUCCUGGUGAAGCCUGUCCAGCUGCAGGUCAAAUCCAAGUAUGAAGACGACAUCUUGGUUUUAACCCCCUGGAGGGCGUAUGUGCUGCAGGUGCUGCUCCCGGGCAGGGUGUGGAGCAGCUUCAGCUUCCUGGAGGUGAGAGAGAUCAGGAUCCAGGAGCCCAGCCUGGUUGUCAUAGAUACAGAUACAGCCUCUUUCGCCUUCCGGCUCGUGUCACUGGACGACUUGGAGCAGGUGGUCAGCCAUAUCAUCAUGUCGCUUAAGAAGGUCUUUCCAGACUCUUUCCCCGGAAAACUGCUCAAAAACUAUCCCCCCAGUUUGUUCGAGAGAAUUCAAAGAAUAACAGACUCCCUGAAGGAAAUGCUGCAGAAUAACCAAGGACCGUGUGGUGGGUUUUCAGAGACAUAUGCUGCUUUAUGUGACUACAACGGCUUCACCUUCAGAGAGGAGAUCCAGUGGGAUGUGGACAAUAUCUACCACAGCCAAGACUGCCGAGAGUUCAACCUGUUGGACUUCGCUCACCUAGAGAGCAGAGACGUAGCCCUUAGCAUCACGGCGCUGUCGUUUAACCUGUGGUUCACAAAGCUGUACUGUAAGGACUUCAGGCUGAAUCUGGAGAUUUCUGAACAGCUUCUGUACAUGAUCAGCAAAUCGGUGAAACUGGAGGAGCUGGUGCUGGAAAACAGCGGGUUAAAAUAUGAAUUUGCCCAGAGGAUGGCCCAGGCGUUAAGAGGAAACCCGGACUCGGCUCUAAGCACCAUCAGCCUGGCUGGCAACCAGCUGGAGGACAAAGGGAUAACUGCAUUCAGCCAGCACAUCGAGAAACGCACCAAGGGCCUGCGCAGCCUGAACCUCUCUAGGACCUCGCUGACCGCCAAAGGAGCGAGCACUUUAUGCCAAUCCCUUGCAUCUAAUGGAAUCUUCAGCACCUCACUUCAGCACCUGGAUCUCUCGGGGAAUCCUGGCGUCCUUGCCACGGACGAUGCCAGCAGCUUGCACAGCUUCCUCAGCCACGCAAACUCGGUGUCUCACCUUAAUCUGGCCGGCACUGACUGUGCUUUGGAUGCACUGUUCGGCGCAUUGGCCAUCGGAUGCUGUGCCAACCUCGCCCACCUGGAUCUCUCCAAAAAUGUGUACUCGCACAAAAAGCCGAGAGAUGUCCCUCCGGCCAUCAAACUGUUCUUCAGCAAGGCAGCUGCCCUCCGAUACGUCGGCCUGGCGUGUACCAAGCUGCCGCCAGAGGCCGUAAGGGCCUUGCUGCAGGGGUUAGCGUCUAACUCUCAGAUCAGUGACCUGCACCUGGACCUCAGUAGCUGCGAGUUGAGAUCGGCAGGUGCCCAGGUGAUCCAAGAUCUGAUUUUUGAUGCCAAUGCGAUUAGCAGUUUGGAUUUAGCAGACAAUGGCUUUGAUGCUGACAUGGUCACGUUGGUGCUGGCGAUUGGCCGAAGCAAAUCCAUUAGGCAUGUCUCCUUAGGAAAGAAUUUUAACAUCAAAUCCAAGGACAAUCUGGCCGACGUUCUCCACCGGAUUGUUCAGCUCACGCAGGAAGAUGACUGUCCUCUUCAAUCCCUGUCCGUGGCCGAAUCGCGACUGAAAUUGGGAACCAACGUCCUCCUGAACGCCCUGGGCAGUAACACCAGCCUCAGCACACUGGACAUCAGCGGGAACACCAUUGGCGACACUGGAGCCAAGAUGCUGGCCAAAGCCUUGCAGAUCAACACAAAACUCAGGACAGUAAUUUGGGACAGAAACAACACCACGGCCCAUGGAUUCCUUGAUGUUGCCCGUGCUUUGGAAAGGAAUUACACCCUGCGGUCCAUGCCAUUGCCAAUGAGCGACGUGACUCAGGCUUAUCGGAGCAAUCCGGAGAAGACGGAGGAGGCUGUCCACAAGAUGCAGUCUUUCCUGGCGAGGAAUCAGAUGCGGCGGACGCUGCCUAAGCAAACCUUCCGGCUGCAGCAGGGAAUCGUCACCAGCUCCUCGGAACAGAUGGUGAAUGAGAUGUGCACGAGCCUACAGAAGCAUGUUGAUGCCCUGAGUGCCCGUCUGGGCCGAGAGGUGGAAGCCAGUGUCCUCUGUGCACAAGAAGCCAUUCAGGAAGCAAACCUGUCCAUCAGCCUUUUGCCGCUCCUAUACGAGACGGGGAACGCCCCAUACCAGAACUGCCAGCUGCAGCACAAGCUGGAAUGCCUCACUGAAGCAGCCUCACAGGCCUGCAGCCGGGAGAUCCAGGCUAUUAUGCAGGCCGUGCUGGAUACCACCCAGAAUCUGUGUCCUACAAUUCUGCAGAAGAGUGGCGUUCGGGACCGGCUGGUCCACACGAUCUCUGAGCGAAUCAUCCUUCAGGAUCGCCUCCACCUGAGCACCGUCUUGGACCAGCUGAUCACCGAUGUGUUCAGCAAGCUAACCGAAAUCAGGCUGUCUGUCAUUGCGGCCGUGGCCGACGGGCUGAUCGACGAGGUGCUGGAGGACCUGACAAGUGCUCAGUGCAGGCUGGCAGAAAAUCUCCCCAAGCAAACUCCGGAUCUUCAUGUGCUACAGCCAGACAAUCCUGAGGAGGAGGAUUUUCUGCUAAGGAAGAGCAGGAAUCUGCUGGAUGUCGCUGAGCAAAGCUUUGCGGCUGAGGAGUAUAAGAUGGCUCUGAGGAGGAAAAACAAGCACUUCAGGAGCAUCCGGCCCACGCCUGCCAUGAGAAGUCGGUCGGAGCUCGAUCUUCAGGCAGAGGCAGAAGAUAAGGAGAUUGGAACUCACCAGGCUCUGCUGUCAGUCAGCUGUGCCUCUCUGAAGUCACGCCCUGCCUCCACAAAGGAUGCUGAGACUGGAAGCAGUUUGCUUCCUUUCCCAGAGCCUGCACCCACACAAUCCCUUAUGGACCUGCCAACUGAGGGAGAGAAACUGGAGCACUACACCCGAGCUAGGCCCCGACCCCACCGCAGGAACAAGCAGCCUCCAAGCAAGCCCCAUGUCCAGCCCGCCCCGUCUGAGAAUGACGAGGACAGAAGCAUUACUUGCGUGGAUGAAGGGCUAGAGGAGUUCUUUACGAAGAAGCUGAUCCAAGAGGAACCGCCCCCAGCCCCCCGGGGGAUCUCUCCUGGCUCAGCCCCCCUCGCGCCAUCUGGCACCCGGACUUUCAAAAAGAAAAUAGGGAACUUCUUUGCAUUGAAGAAGCCGAAGUCCAGCAGGGGCUGGAAGUGCGAGAAGGAGCCGGAGGGCAGGAAGUCCACGCGCAGUGACAUUUCAAAGCCUCCCAGUAAGGCAGGGGAGCCUGGGAAGGCGCUGAGCAAAUCCGAAGAGGGUGGGCUUGCCGUGGAGCCCAGGGCCAAUGCAGAGCCCAGCCAGACCCUCGAUGCCGCCCACAGGGUCAGGCCCAAGUACUCCCGAGAGGGCAAGUCACAGUCACUCAUACUCCUGUGUGGUGAGGACGAAGAGGCCUUAGGAGUGAAACAUGAAAAGAGGCGGCACUUGGAGAAGAGCGACGGGGAGAUCCCCAGCUCCUUCGAGCAGCGCGUCCACGUGAUGCUGCACCGGAUCGGGGUCACCAAAGUCCUGUCGUCCGAUGGCAAGAAGCAGAGUAAAGAAGGAGAGAUCAAAAAAGCUGGUUCAGAUGGAGACAUCAUGGACAGCUCGGCAGGCUCCCCUCCCCUCGUCUUGAAAUCUCGCACACACUCCAUGUCCACAGACCCGUCUGCGCGAAGCGGCCCUGCCGACACAGCGGGCCGAGCUGCAGCCGAGCCCAGCCGCGGGCCCAGCGACGUGCGGCUCUCCUGGAAGGCCCUGGGGAAGCAGCUGAAUGCCGAGCUCAAGGGCAAGUGUUCUGAACUCCAUUCUUCCCCCAGGCGCUCCUUUGUCGUUCAAGAGCAGAGCAGCCCCACGGAGCAGCAGGUCCGAGAGAGCUGGAGCAGCAGCUUGCCCAGGACCGGGAGGAUCACGCCUGCCCCUGCCCCAAGGAGAAUUAGCAACGCAGGAGCUAGCAGGGACAGCGUCGAUGCAAUCGCUGCAGACAAUUGCCUGAAACCCAAGCCUCGUUUGAAAAAUGUGGCCACCAGGCGUGCCAUUUCCGUUCACGAAGAACAGCUCAGGGAGCAGGGCUGCACGGCCGCUCUGGAGAGUGUAAAAAUCCCCCUGCGCCUGCAGCGCUCGCCAGUCCUGAAACGGAAACCUAAGCCCAGCUCCAUGGUGGAUGUGGCGGGGAGCACCACGCCCAGUGCCCCGGCAGCAUUGCAGGGUAAGGAUGAGCUACCCUACAGCCUGUGCACAGGGCAUGGCACCUGCACCAACUCAGAGCCCUUUCCCCUUCGGCAUUCUCCCCCCAGGCCCAGUCCACGCCUCUUCCCUACACCUGCGCGCUGCACUGGGCCUGAUCCUGCUCUCACCCCUACUAAUGUAAGGUGGGAGUGGCCACCCUGAGGCCAGUGCAGUUACACUGGUGUAAAGGGGGAGAAUCUGGCCCUACGGGGACAGGUGCACAGAGACUAAAGCAGCCAGUCAGGCCCCUUCCCUCUUAUUGAGCUGCGGCUCCCUUUGUUGCC